Messenger RNA from Saccharomyces eubayanus, 1233 nucleotides. It is a transcript of the gene LCB3, whose product is annotated as sphinganine kinase LCB3. Gene Ontology annotation, molecular function: sphingosine-1-phosphate phosphatase activity. Gene Ontology annotation, cellular component: endoplasmic reticulum membrane. Bases 1 to 1233 code for a protein of 410 amino acids. The transcript has a single exon. Lineage: Eukaryota; Fungi; Ascomycota; Saccharomycetes; Saccharomycetales; Saccharomycetaceae. The record is from RefSeq and is a predicted model, not a curated record.
AUGGUAGACGGAUUGAACUCUUCGAGCAUCAGGAAGAGAGCCAGGACGCUUUCCAACCCCAAUGACUUCCAGGAGCCUAAUUACUUGUUGGACCCCGGUAAUCAUCCUUCCGAACAUUUUCGAACUCGAAUGUCGAAAUUCCGGUUCAAUGUGAGGGAGAAACUGCUGGUGUUCACCAACAACCAAUCAUUGACACUAAGCCGCUGGCAGAAGAACUAUCGUUGCGCGUUUAACGAUUUAUACUUCACUUACACAUCUUUAAUGGGAUCGCAUACAUUCUAUGUCCUGUGUUUACCUAUUCCCAUAUGGUUUGGGUAUUUUGAGACUACCAAAGACAUGGUCUAUAUCUUGGGAUACUCCAUUUAUUUGAGUGGUUUUUUCAAAGACUACUGGUGUUUGCCCCGGCCUAGGGCCCCACCGUUGCAUCGGAUCACAUUAAGCGAGUACACAACCAAGGAGUACGGUGCGCCAAGUUCGCACACGGCGAACGCUACGGGAGUGAGCCUUUUAUUUUUGUACAACAUAUGGGGGGCAGAAGCGUGCCCCGUCACGGUACGGUUGCUGUUGACGUGUUUGGUCGUGUUUUAUUACAUGACUUUAGUCUUUGGGAGAAUAUACUGUGGCAUGCAUGGACUACUGGACUUGGCAAGCGGUGGAAUCAUUGGUAUAGCGUGUUUCUUAAUCAGAAUAUACUUCAAGUGCGGCUUCCCGAACCUACAUAUCGAAAAGUACUGGUGGUUCCCUCUGCUCAGUGUUGGAUGGGGCCUUAUUCUUCUAUUUGAGCACGUCAAACCCAUAGACGAGUGCCCUUGUUUCCAAGACAGCGUUGCGUUCAUGGGUGUUGUGUCGGGCAUUGAAUGCUGUGAGUGGAUGGGCAAGAGGUUCGGGUUCACAUCAGUGUACAACUUGGAACCUAACUGUGGGUGGCAACAAACCCUUGCCAGGUUACUGGUGGGCUUAGCGUUUGUUGUUAUUUGGAAGGAGGUGAUCAGCAAGCCGUUGGUGUACUCUCUGCUAAUCAAGGGCAUGCGCCUGAAAGAUGACAGAGACAUGGCGGCAAGAAAAAGACUAGAAGCCACGCGGAAAGAAGGGGGCAGCAGCAAGCUCGAAUGCCCACUGUAUAUCGGAGAACCCCGAAUCGACAUAGUGGGACGGUUCGUUAUUUAUGCGGGAAUCCCCUUCACCGUCGUGGUGUGCAGUCCCGCCGCCUUUUCCCUUCUACAUAUAGCAUGA